UAAGCGUAAGUUUCUUAGCAACUGGGGUAGUAGAAGAAAGGAGGGGAAGUAGUGUGAGACAGAGGCGCAGGGAUCGAAUCAAAAGGAGAAGAGAAUCUGGUGGGUUAUGUUGCCUCUUUUUCCCAUUUACAAUGUCUUUGGCAUCAUAUUCAGCUUCUCGUAAGAAUCAUCUGGAUUCCCUUGCUCGCCCCAAAGUGAAUUUCAAUAAACAACAAGACAGGCCUUCUGUAUAUUGGGUGGACAAGAUACCCUCAGUGUCUACAUGUGGAACGAGUCAAAGACAAGAGGACCUGGCAAAGCCCAAGAAAGUAAUAACAAUAAAUGAGGACAGGCCAUCACCUAUUUGGCCAGUUAGUUCCAGCGCCCUUUCUGCUGUUCCUUCAGGCCGUGUGCAGAACCUCGCACAACCAAAGAAAACUAGUCAGGAAUGGAAGGAAGAUAGACCUGCCUACAGCACAGUUUCUGAAGGAGCUAAAAAAGCUUCAGCUAGCCCACGUACUACACAGCUAGCAAAGCCAAAGCACAGGGCUACCUGCUCCCUGCCAGGGACACCAAACAGCCACCAAGAAAGUGGGAAGGAAUCUGCCAGAUCCAUAAAAUCAGCUCCCACAGCAAGGACCGAAGCUUUAGCAGUUCCUAAGGUAGAGCAUCCUGAGUACCAGCAUGAUUUAUCUGUUGUGAGACCAGUACCAUCAUCUGCCCUUCACACACAGGCAACAGAUCGAGUUUGCCAGCUUGCUAAGCCCAGUCCUCGUAAGAUAGUCUCUGAUGUGCAUGACCCAUAUAGAAUCUCACCUGCUGCCAAACAUGCAGAGGCUUCACCCCGCAUCCAGGAGCUUUGUACCCCUCCAGCCCGUAGACAGCGCGCAAAGAAGAUGUGAAUUAUUAUACAUCUUUACCUACUUCCAUUAAAAGCAUACUACAUUGUC
Messenger RNA from Xenopus laevis (African clawed frog), 929 nucleotides. RefSeq names its product testicular haploid expressed gene protein. The transcript has 7 exons. The record is from RefSeq and is a predicted model, not a curated record. The coding region runs from base 132 to 881 and encodes 249 amino acids. NCBI's taxonomy places the organism in Eukaryota, Metazoa, Chordata, Amphibia, Anura, Pipidae.